Molecule: messenger RNA, 156 nt
Organism: Debaryomyces hansenii CBS767
Lineage: Eukaryota; Fungi; Ascomycota; Pichiomycetes; Serinales; Debaryomycetaceae
Product: DEHA2A14630p
Exons: 1
Coding region: 1-156 (51 amino acids)
Source: RefSeq, a predicted model, not a curated record
AUGAUAUACUUCAAACACCAAAUCUUAAAAACCAUAGUUUCCAAGGUCAAAGAUUUCAGUAAAUGUACCAAGUAUACUAAAAACAAAGAUAUUGAAGGCUUAUAUAUGAAGAUGAUCAUCGAGAUAAGUUUUUUUCAAUUUACUUCAUUAACUUAG